CCUAUCUGAGCCUGCCGUCCCACUGCCUUCCGUGGUCAUCUAAGUUUGCAUUGCAGAGUCUAUGGAGCUCCGUAACAUAAAGGUCGAAAUCCUCACUGAUGGUGAUGAGGAUGGAGUGCCCGAAUAUUCGGUUGACGAGCAGGACGAACGUCUCAUUAGCUGUUAUAUUGCAAGUGAGGCUGGCAAGUCGUUCUCAGUCGACGUGUAUAAUGGGCUGUCGGAUGAGAUCGUAAGUGCUGACUGCUACAUGGACGGAGAAAAUGGGGACCGGCUCCUUGUUGAUCCAGGAAGCUGGUCGGAAAUAAAGGGGGUCACCGUUGCCCGAGGCAUGCAGAGAAGUUAUAUCUUCGCAAACGUUCAAGUCACGGACGACGAAAAUGUCGUACAUGAUAUCCAAGAUCUGGGUUCAAUCAAGAUAUGCAUUUAUCGCGUCGUACGGCGGGGAGUUGCACAGGAACCUAGUGCCUAUGGAUGGGAUGGUGCCAAUGAGCCCAUUCAUGAGCUCAGCAAGAAGGCUGGGUUGCACCGAAUUUCGCUAGCAGAUGUUGUGCCGGACGAUUCGACGUUCUCCACCUGCGAUUACAUAGAUGAGAAACAAAAUCCAUAUGCCACCUUCAGGUUCAUGUAUAGACCACUGGAGAUUCUCAAGGCACAAGGUAUCAUUCCUUCAACUCCAACUCCGGAGCCCGACGCCAUCGUUGCCCGGGCCAGCUCGAGCGCUCAACAUUCUUUGCCUAACAAUGACAACGGUACAGAGUCAACGUCCGACGAGCAGCCACACCUAUUGCAGCAAAGUCAGCCGAUUGCAGGGCCAUCCUCACCAGCAAAACGUGCGGACAAAAGACGAGCGCCUGCAGAGGCAGGUCCAGGCGAGUCGAGUCAAGCGAAUAAGAGGCAGCGUCCGGCCAAUCCGCGUGAGGAAGACGUGAAGCCAAACCUCGACGACAUCAAGCCUCACAUCGCCAGCCACGACCGAGAACGAGACAAUGCCAACGUCGCCUCUGCAGAGCAGAUCGUCGGUUACCUGCGUGCUCAACUAGACAAUGCAAAACGGGAUCUGGCGGAGAAGGAGCAAAUUGUACGCUACGUGACCACCCAGUUAGAAGCCGCAGAACGCGACCUAGCGACGAAAAAGGCUGGUCGAGCUCGCGAAGGUACUGUGAAGCGCGAGCAGGCGGACAGGAGCAUAGCUACUUCUUCUGCGGUUACCAUCGACCUCACAGAUGACUGAGUACGAGGUGCUGUUUUUGAGGAUUUCUAUCUAGGCUACGCCGUAGUGGAUGAGGCACCGUGCGGCUCAGGAUUUGUGCUGUCUUCAACGGGUAUCAAC
Fomitopsis serialis is the source of this 1330-nucleotide messenger RNA. RefSeq lists its product as uncharacterized. The transcript has 7 exons. Lineage: Eukaryota; Fungi; Basidiomycota; Agaricomycetes; Polyporales; Fomitopsidaceae. The coding region runs from base 62 to 1231 and encodes 389 amino acids. The record is from RefSeq and is a predicted model, not a curated record.